AUGCCGCCCGAUCCAGAUCAAACCAGCGACCAAAUCUGCGCAGAUUACGACCUUUCUCACCCCAUCACCUCCACCACGGGUUUCCGACAAGGCCUCACAACCUACGGCGAUGCCCACUUCUCCCUAUUUCUACGCAAAGUCUUCAUCAAGGCGCUUGGGUACUCGGAAGAUGCACUCUCCCGUCCCAUCAUCGGCAUCAUCAACACGGGGUCGGGCUUCAAUCCGUGCCACGGCAAUGCGGCGCAACUGAUGGAAGCGGCAAAGCGAGGGAUUAUGUUGAACGGGGGCAUCGCUAUCGACUUUCCAACGAUCAGUAUUCAUGAGGGAUUCUCUCAUCCGACGAGCAUGUUCCUGCGAAAUCUGAUGAGUAUGGAUACCGAGGAGAUGAUCAGAGCGCAACCGGUGGAUGCAUGUAUCAUGAUCGGUGGAUGCGAUAAGACCGUCCCCGCCCAAAUCAUGGGAGGCAUUUCUGCCAACAAGCCCGUUCUUCCGCUGUUGACGGGGCCUAUGAUGUCGGGAAGUCAUCGGGGCAAGAGAAUCGGCGCGUGCACUGAUUGUCGGAACAAUUGGGCCUUGUACAGGGCUGGGACUAUUGAUAUGGAAGAGAUCAUGGCGGUCAAUGAGGAAUUGGCUCCUACUAUUGGAACCUGCGGAGUCAUGGGGACGGCAAGUACGAUGGCAUGUAUCACGGCAGCACUCGGUUUGAUUCCUUUACAAGGAGCCUCUGCCCCAGCGGUAUCUGCCACGAGACUAAGAGUCGCAGAACAAACGGGCGCAAAUGCCGUUGCGGCGGCGAAGGAGCAAAGGCUUCCGCAGGAUAUAUUAUCCAAGGAAUCGUUUUACAACGCAGCCAUUGUUCUACAAGCAAUCGGAGGCUCCACCAACGCAAUUGUUCAUCUUAUUGCCAUUAUCAACCGUCAUCCCGACAUCAAAGGCAGCGUGACCUUGAAAAAGCUCGAUGAUCUCGGACGCACCACCCCACUGCUCGUGGACUUGAAGCCCAGUGGCAAUAAUUAUAUGAAUGACUUUCAUAACGCGGGCGGAAUGCUCUGUCUCUUGCACCAAUUGCGUCCGUUACUCUAUCUAUCCGCCCGAACGAUCACUGGAGAACCAUUAGGCGAGAUCCUAGAUCGCAACCCCUUCCGCGAAUUUGAAUACUCACGCAGCAUAAUCCGUCCGCUUUCAGACCCUCUGUACCCGUGUUCUUCGCUGGCGGUGUUGUAUGGUAACAUAGCGCCCAACGGCGCAGUUAUAAAGGCCUCCGCGUCGAAGAACAAGUACCUUCUUCGUCAUACCGGUCCCGCUGUGGUGUUUGAAAACUCGAAAGACCUCGCCCUGCGUCUGGAUGACCCGAAUCUUGAAGUGACAGCUGACUCGGUCCUCGUGCUCAAAGGCAUCGGUCCCAUCGGGAAUCCCGGCAUGCCUGAGGCGGGCAUGAUUCCAAUCCCGCGAAAGCUAGCGGCACAGGGGGUUACUGAUAUGCUGCGCAUCUCUGAUGGUCGGAUGUCAGGAACCGCUGGAGGUACCAUCGUCUUGCAUAUUUCGCCUGAGUCGGCAAUCCCGGAUUCACCUUUUGGGGUGAUUCAGACAGGUGAUAUGAUUAUGUGCGAUGUGGAAAGUCGUCAUCUCGAACUGCAGAUUAGUGAUGAGGAGCUCAGGGCUCGGGUAACUGUGAGGCAACAGGCAUUUUCGAGUACCGAGGCCGGUAAUGAACCGUCGCCGUGGGUUCAAAGACAAACUCGACGAGGGUAUCGCGGUCUUUAUGAACGGACAGUGAACCAGGCUCACGAGGGGGCGGAUUUCAGCUUUCUCACUGCUACUGGAGAUUGA
Aspergillus affinis is the source of this 1830-nucleotide messenger RNA. Its product is annotated as dihydroxy-acid dehydratase. The transcript has 3 exons. Gene Ontology annotation, molecular function: hydro-lyase activity. The coding region runs from base 1 to 1830 and encodes 609 amino acids. NCBI's taxonomy places the organism in Eukaryota, Fungi, Ascomycota, Eurotiomycetes, Eurotiales, Aspergillaceae. The record is from RefSeq and is a predicted model, not a curated record.